This is a messenger RNA of Cygnus atratus (black swan), 621 nucleotides long. RefSeq names its product sclerostin domain containing 1 (gene SOSTDC1). The transcript is spliced from 2 exons. The record is from RefSeq and is a predicted model, not a curated record. Bases 1 to 621 code for a protein of 206 amino acids. Gene Ontology annotation, biological process: negative regulation of Wnt signaling pathway; negative regulation of BMP signaling pathway. Gene Ontology annotation, molecular function: BMP binding. Lineage: Eukaryota; Metazoa; Chordata; Aves; Anseriformes; Anatidae.
AUGCUGCUCCCUGCCGUUCACUUCUCCGCCUUGCUCCUCGCUUGCAUCUUCGCCAAAAGCUUCUCGGCUUUCAAGAACGAUGCCACCGAGAUCCUUUACUCGCACGUCGUCAAACCCGCUCCGGCGAGCCCCGGCAGCAACAGCACGCUGAACCAGGCCCGGAACGGCGGCCGGCACUACGCGGGCACGGCGCCCGAGCGCGGCAAUCGGGUUCAAGUUGGCUGCCGGGAGCUGAGAUCCACCAAAUACAUUUCAGACGGCCAGUGCACCAGCAUCAACCCCCUGAAGGAGCUGGUGUGUGCUGGUGAAUGCCUCCCUUUGCCGCUGCUCCCCAACUGGAUUGGAGGAGGGUACGGAACCAAGUACUGGAGCAGGCGGAGCUCGCAGGAGUGGAGAUGCGUCAACGACAAAACUCGCACCCAGAGGAUCCAGCUGCAGUGCCAGGAUGGAAGUAUAAGAACCUACAAAAUAACUGUGGUCACGGCCUGCAAGUGCAAGCGCUACACCAGGCAGCACAAUGAGUCCAGCCACAACUUUGAGGGAACCUCUCAAGCAAAGCCCAUCCAGCAUCACAAAGAGAGAAAAAGAGCCAGUAAAUCCAGCAAACACAGUACAAGUUAG